Poeciliopsis prolifica (blackstripe livebearer) is the source of this 12543-nucleotide messenger RNA. RefSeq names its product nucleosome-remodeling factor subunit BPTF-like. The record is from RefSeq and is a predicted model, not a curated record. NCBI's taxonomy places the organism in Eukaryota, Metazoa, Chordata, Actinopteri, Cyprinodontiformes, Poeciliidae. Gene Ontology annotation, cellular component: NURF complex. The transcript has 36 exons. Gene Ontology annotation, biological process: regulation of transcription by RNA polymerase II. Bases 533 to 9364 code for a protein of 2943 amino acids. Gene Ontology annotation, molecular function: RNA polymerase II cis-regulatory region sequence-specific DNA binding; zinc ion binding.
GAGUCACGUGACUGCGAAUUAACUCAGGUUUGGCAGCGUCAAGCUGGAAGUGACAGUCACGUCUCCGGAAGAGCGCCAGUAAACAUGUUGAAACUUCAUAGUUUUAGUCUUCUCCCUAUAUUGAUUUUAAUUAGUAGGAGGCGCAAUAAGUUGUUCAAAUUAAUUCAGUUAAUGAUGUUUACCUUACUGUACCAUUUUUAUGACUAUUAUCAGUUCUUAAACGUGAAUGGGAAAGAGGCUUACUUCCGGUUUCAACGUUACUGCUCGAGUGUAACUUUACGCAGCUUUGAGGCCUGCUGUGUUUUCAACGGAGGGAGAGUCGAGAAGAAAAAUGGCGUCUGCAGGCGACUCGGAGCGGGACACCGGCCAUUCAGUUUAAGCUUUCCUCCUGUAAACUGAGACCCGGGCUCUGAGGGGACCUAUUGGGAACCGUCGCCGGACCCGCUAUCUUCGAUCUCCCCGUUUUUCUCCGGAGUGUGCGCUUCUUUCGAGCACCGAGAUUGAAGCGGAACACAGUCGCUUCUCUCCUACAAUGAGGGGGAGAAGAGGAAGGCCGCCCAAACAAGCAGCCGUGAUGCGGGAAAGCUCACCGGGGCCAGUCCGGGGCUCUCGGGGCGGGAGGACCAGAGGGAUGCGUGGACGGGGAAGAGGCAGAGCACGGGGCCGGGGACGAGGAGGAAGUGGCGGUGUUUGCAGCAUCGGUUCCGUGGAGGUGGAUACUGAGAUCUCCGGCCGAGAGAACUUUCAUUCGUCGCGGGGCCGUAGGAAAGUUGGAGCCUCCAUAGCAGCGGCUGCAGCGGCAUCGCGGGGUAGAGGAAGGGGAAGGGGGUCCAGAGGUGGCCGCGGCAGUAGAGGCGGAGUGAGGCGACCUCAAACCAAGGUGGUCUACGACGACAACAGCGACGAGGAGGACGAUAAUUUAAGCUACCGUUCUGACGAAGACGAAUUGAACGACAAUCCGUCGUCGGAUCUAGAAGAUGAGGAGGCCUUGGGAAACGAGUCUGACUAUCUGGAGGACCUACCAGAUGAUGAGGAUGCCAGCUACUGUACUGAGAGCAGUUUCAGAAGCCACAGCACGCUCGGGAGUACCCCAGGUCGGAAAAGGAGUCGCGUUCCGCAGCCUCGCUCUCCGCUUCCGGAGACAAAGGACAUUCCCCCCCUGGAGCUUCCCAAGUCCUCAGAGGACCUCCUGGUUCCUACCUCGCAGCUCCUCAACGUGUCCGCCGUCUACGAGGUGCUUCGUAACUUCGGCACGGUGCUGCGUCUCUCCCCGUUCCGCUUCGAGGACUUCUGCACGGCAUUGUCCAGCCAAGAGCAGUGCACGCUGCUGGCUGAGACCCACAUCUCUUUGCUCAAAGCGAUCCUCAGAGAGGAGGACACAUCUAACACCACGUUCGGUCCCGCUGACGUCAAGGACUCGGUUAACUCCACGCUGUAUUUUGUGGACGGCAUGACCUGGCCGGAGGUGGUGCGGGCGUACUGCGAGAGUGACUCGGAAUACCGUCACAUCCUGCCCCUCCUGGAGAACGAGGAUUACCCGUACGAGACUCUGGAGAGCAAAGUGAAAGUCCUCCAGUUUUUGGUGGACCAUUUCUUGGCGACCAACAUCGCCCGCGAGGAGCUGAUGUCAGAAGGCGUGGUUGCGUACGAUGACCACUGCAGGGUGUGCCAUCGGCUCGGCGAUCUGCUGUGCUGCGAGACGUGCUCGGCUGUUUAUCACUUGGAGUGCGUGAAGCCUCCCUUGCAGGAAGUGCCGGAGGAUGAGUGGCAAUGCGAGGUCUGCGUGGCACACAAGGUGCCCGGCGUGGCGGACUGCGUGCCUGAAUUGCAAAAGACCAAGCCCUUUCUUCGUCAGUUACCGAUUGGCUUUGACAGGCACCAUCGUAAAUACUGGUUCUUGAAUCGCCGGAUUGUUGUUGAGGAGGACGGUGAGCAAGAAGACAAAGCCAUCUGGUACUACAGCACAAAGGUCCAGCUGGCUGAGCUGAUAGACCGGCUGGAUAAAGAGUACUGGGAGGCCGAUCUGUACGCAGCCCUCGAGGAGAUAAGGGACGAGGUGCACACUCACAUGGACAUCACCGAAGAUCUCACCAACAAGGCUCGUGGCAACAACAAGUGUUUCCUCACCGCUGCCAAUGAUGAAAUCUUGGAGCGACUGCGAGCUAAGAAGGAGGAAGAGCUGGAGGAGGUGAAGAGACGGGCUGCCGAAGAGGCCCAGAGGGCGCGGCAGGAGAAGCAAAAGAAGGAGCAAGAUUUGGAGAAGGGAGAAGAGGAGGCCAAGCCGAAGGAUGAAGAACAGGAGGAUGGCAAGGCCAAAGAGCAGUCUGCGGAAGACGAAUCAACAAAAGAGGAGGCCGCACAGGAAAAAAACGAUGGCGAGAAGAGCAGUGUAAGUGAAACUCCGCCCUCCAGCCAAGAAGACGGCGGCGGCAGUGUCGGGGAUGUGUCAUCGAUCCCGUCGACUCCUUCACAAGCCUCCGCUGGGAGCGGCGGCCUGUCCUCCACUGUGGAGGUUCGGCUAGAACGGUGCAUCUUCGAGUCGGCGUCUAACAAAACUGAAGCAUCUGACUCCGUGCCUGUCAGUGGUGACGGUGUCCCCAGCCUGAGUCAGCUCUCCCAACCCUGUGAAGACAACAGCAACAGCAGCGUUGCCGGCGUUGCGUCCAGGGGCCCGGAGCCCCCAGACUUGGCUGAUAGAUCAUCCCAGUCAUCGCUGGCGAGCCUCGAUGACGCAGGGGACAGCAAAGACUCGACCAACAGCGAGACAACGGGCGGCGGCAAUAAGAGGUCUUCAGCGACGCGCAUGGUGACACGCCUGAGGAACCCAGACAGCAAAUUGAGUCAGCUGAAGAGUCAGCAGGUCGCAGCUGCUGUUCACGAGGCGAACAGGGGCUUUAAGGAGGGCAAAGAGGUGUUAGUGGUGAACGCCCAGGGCGACAUCACCCGGGUCAGCACGCGGAGCAGCAAGGAGGUGGUGAUGAAGGGAACCAUCAGCCAGUUCUUCAAGCUGGGUCAGGAGGGGAAGUACCGAGUCUAUCACAACCAGUACAGCGCCAACGCCUUGGCCCUCAACAAGCACCAGCAUAGAGAGGACCAUGACAAGAGGCGACAUCUCUCCCAUAAGUUUUGUAUGACGCCAGCAGGAGAGUUCAAGUGGAACGGGUCCAUUCAUGGCUCUAAGGUUCUGACUAUCUCCACGUUAAGACUCACCAUCAUCCAGCUUGAGAACAACGUUCCGUCUCCUUUCAUGCAUCCAAACUGGGCCUCACACAGGACCAACUGGAUCAAAGCAGUUCAGAUGUGCAGUAAGGCCAGAGAGUUUGCACUGGCUCUGGCCAUUCUGGAGUGUGCCAUCAAACCGGUGGCAAUGCUGCCUGUCUGGAAAGACUCACUGGGUCAUACCAGGUUGAACCGCAUGACGUCCAUGGAGCGUGAAGAGAAAGAGAAGGUGAAGAAGAGAGAAAAGAAGCUGGAGGAUGAGGAGACAAUGCAACAAGCAACCUGGGUCAAGUACACCUUUCCAAUCAAGCACCAGGUGUGGAAGCAGAAGGGAGAGGAGUAUCGUGUUACAGGCUACGGAGGUUGGAGUUUUAUCAGUAAGACCUACGUACCUCGGUUUUCCCCAAAGCUUCCUGGAAACACCAACGCCAACUACCGCAAAGAACUGGAAGAUGCUAAACUGGGCAAGAGAUGUACCUUGUUGGACUUGAGCCGACGACCCAGUUCAGUUGCAUCGAGAGCUCAGGACGGUCCCGCGUCAAGCAGCGAAACCAAGGAUCAAGACUCCACGGGUCUCUCCAGAAAACCUGCUGAAGACGCGGAAUCUGCAGAAAGGAUGGAGCGAGACGAGAACGAAGAACCAGAAGAAAAGAAGCCAACAAGUUCACCUGUAAAGAUUGAAGGGGAUCCCACAGACUUCACGUCAAAGGAACAAAAAUCCAGUAUUCAGGAGAACAAAGCUGCCAUAAAAGAGGAGCCUUUGGAUCCUUCUCGGCGCCCCUUCAACUACGACGUUGUAGACGUUGGCAAGGGCUUCCUCACCCGUGUUGCUUACAAGAAGAAAGUGAAGACCUCCAAGCUGGAUAGCCUGCUGGAGCGCAGAGUGAAGCAACACACAAUAGAAGAGAAGCAGAGGCAGCAGGUUUCCGCAUCCAGAUCGCUGGCCCCAGCGCCGGUUUCUCCCUGUUCAGCCCCCAUCCCAAGCACUCCAGUCCGGCCUCGGUCGCCACUCAAGCCGCAGAAUCUCGCACAGACAACACUUGUAAACAAGGAAGCUGUGAAAGUGGAAGAGAAACUUUCUACGGCACAAACAUUAGGGCCAACAAAAGCUGGAGGAAAAGAGGAAGGAGAGAGUGUGACUGAACUCUUGAGAACUUCUCCUUCCUCUGUGUCAAACCGCAGCCCCAAAAACACUUGUAAUACAGGUACAGGUGAAGGUUCACCACAAAGUCAAACUGCCUCUAUGCUCCAGGAAAACUUGGAGGAAAGGACUACAGGGCACAAAGAAAACAACUCUGAAGGUUCUGGACAAGAAGCUAUUAAGCUGUCAGAUGAGCAAGAGAAAAAAGUGAGGGGGUCUAAAAGCUCUUUAGGGCAACAGACAGCCUGUGUUGCAUCAGAUGUAAUCAAGGAUGAACAUUCUUUAAAUGCAGAGUCCAACUCUGUGAUAACACUUCCAUGUGUUGUCGACCAAAAUACCAGCGAAAACGGAUCUCCUGUUAAAACUUCAGACUCUCUUGAUUCUGCUCACUCAGAGGAAAAUGGGUUUGGGCCAGAGGAGAACCAAGGAAACUCGCAGGGCUUUGGACACAACGGAACCAUAGGGGAAGACACUUCCAAGCUGGUUUCGCCCGUGCCUCAAGUGAACGGAAAUGGCGGUUUGGUUGGCGAAAACGUACUGAGUAACUCUGUAACGAGCUUGAACAAUGGUGUGCUGACUGACAGACCCCAGCCCAACAUGAACAGCAUCGGGAAGGCCGAGGAACAAAGGCUGGUGGUCUCGUCGAAAGAUGGCGCACAGCAGAAGCCUUUAGUGAACGGAGACUUGACCUCGGUAAACACUACGGCCAAUUUAAAAGGAAAAGAGGCACAUUCGGAUUCAGAGGGAAAGAUAACUACACUGGACCAGAAUUACAGCCCUCCGCCAAAGAUGGCAAAGCUUGAGAACAGUACAGACAAAUUUGGAGGCAACGCCGGGAGCAAUCUGGAGAACGAUAGCACCUCGGCUUUUUAUCCCGAGGAGACCAAAAGUGCUCCUGCCGUGAAGAUCAUUAGAAUGGCUCCUUCUCCCAUUCCUUCACCAGAGGAGUCCAGUCUGAGCGACGACUUUGCAGAGGAGAACAGCAACAGUGGAUCCGCGGAUCCAUUCAAGACCAUUAUCACUCAGGUAACCACAACCUCCACCACAACGACAGUAGUCUCCACGGAGACGAGAACGGCAAAAAGCCCAGCCGAGUCCACGGCGUCUGUGGUGACGACGAAGAGCAGCGCAGUUUCGACCCUUUCCAGCAUGACCAAAACGACAGUGACCAAAGUUUGCUGCUCUGGACUCGACGAUCUGUCUGAGGACAGCCAGAGCAAAACACUGGUGCAGGAGCAGAGAACGAUGCACUCGUCCUGCACCCGGGAAUCUGGCGCAGGUGGUAAAACUACCAUGUCGUCUCUCUUCAUGAGCCACGAAGAGAGUUUGACGACGAAAGGACGCGUGCGCCUUCUCAAAUUCUCGCGUACGAAGAAACUGCGCUCCGACACAGCUCUUCCUUCCUACCGCAAGUUCAUCACCAAGAGCAGCCGGAGGAGUAUCUUUGUUCUGCCGCAUGACGAUUUGAAGGUGCUGGCGAGGCGAGGAGGAUUCCGCGAGGUGCCGGUGUUCAGUUACAACGCCAAGCCAGCCCAGGAUAUCUGGCCGUACCCUUCACCCAGACCUACGUUUGGCAUCACUUGGAGGUACCGGCUGCAGACGGUGAAGUCCCUGGCUGGAGUGAGCCUCAUGCUGAGGCUCCUUUGGGCUUGUUUGAGGUGGGACGACAUGGCCGUGAAACCGUCUGCCGCCGUAGGCACGACGCGUACAGCCCUAUCCCCACUCAUUGCAACAGAGACCUCGGAUACUGAAAUCACCACCACCGAGAUCAUAAAGCGGCGUGACGUGGGACCCUACGGCAUCCGCUCAGAGUAUUGCAUCCGCAAAAUCAUCUGCCCUCUCGGAGUUCCCGAGACGCCAAAAGAAACACACACUCCUCAGAGGAAAGGUCUGCGCUCCAGUGCUUUGCGUCCCAAGAAGCCCGAGCCCACGAAGCAGACCGGCCCAGUGGUGAUUGAGACAUGGGUGCCUGAGGAGGAGCUGGACCUCUGGGAGAUAAGGGCCUUUUCAGAAAGGGUGGAGAAAGAAAAGGCCCAGGCAGCAGAGCAAGCCAAGAAACGUCUCGAGCAGAAGUCCGGCUCCGUCACAGCCACGGCGGCCGGGACUCCCGCCGCGCCUGCCGCCACGCCCAAAGUCAUCGUCGGCUCCAUUUCCGGCCAGGGCACCCCCACUGCCAAGGUGGUGCUGUCCACCAAGAUGGGCAGUCCUGUCACAUUCCAGCAGAACAAAAACUUCCAGCAAUCCUUCGCCACCUGGGUCAAACAGGGUCAAAGCACGCAAGGAUCAGGCGGCGAGACCCCUGUCGCCACUUCUGGUGGGCAUACUUUACACAUCACAGGGACCUCAGCCAGCGGAAAAGUCGUGACCGCGAAGCUGCCGCUCCCCGCAAACAGCAAGAUCGUCACAGUCAACGUGCCAACGACGCAGGGAGGUGUGGUUCAGCAGAAAGUGCUGGGGAUCAUCCCGUCCAGCACAGCAGGCGGCGCCCAAACCUUCACCCCAUUCCAGCCCCGCACGACCACCCUCAAUAUCAAGCCCAGUACUCCCGGCUCCCACCAGCAGGUUCUCGGUGGUGGUGGUCAGAUCCGUCCAGGAAUGACAAUGAUCCGAACCCCAAUCCAGCAGUCUGGAGCUGUUGGAAAGACCAUUCUCCGCACGCCGCUUGUGCUCCAGCAAGGUCAGGGCGGACAGCAGGUAGUGACACAGAUCAUCCGUGGCCAGCCGGUUUCCACAGCAAUAUCGGCUGCCGGCGCAGUCACUGCGGUAACAGCUCAGGGAGUGACCGGCCCCAACUCCGCGGGACAGGCAGCUGGCCAAACACCGCCCGGCACCCCGCGGGCGCCAGGCCAGGGCCAGGUUAAACUCACCAUGGCCCAGCUCACACAGCUCACACAGAAGCAACAAGCUGGGUCUGGUUUGGAGCGACCAGCUGGUGUUGGUGGUUCACAGGCCCUGACUGUGAUGGUUCAGGGCCAGGGUCAGACCACCGGCCAGCUGCAGGUCAUACCCCAGGGGGUCACGGUCAUUCCAGGACCCGGCCAGCAACUCAUGCAAGCAGCCCUGCCGAACGGCCAGGUGCAGCGCUUCCUCUUCACCCCUCUACCCUCCGCCGCCACGCCCACAUCAAGCACAGCCACUUCAUCUCCCAGCCAGCCCAACUCCACGUCGAGCAAAACCGCAACCCAAGCCGCGCAGCAGGCCGCCGCUCCAAUCCAAGUCGGGGCAACACCUCUCUCCACCACCACCGGGGGUGGCGCUUCGUCCACAACCCAUCAGGGCCAGUUGCCCCCUCAUACCCAGGCCCACAUGCCUGUCCAGUCCCCAACUUCACUGCAGGUCAAAGGUCAGGGGGGAACUACACAGCUUCAGCAGACGCCCCAGCUCAUCAGUGUGUCCGGACUCCCACAGCAGGUUCUGGCACAGCUCCAGGCCCAGCAGGGUGGAGGCUCUCUGCCUCAACACAUCAAGCUGCAGCUUCCCAUCCAGAUACAGCAGAGCGGGACCACCUCAGCCCAGGGAGGGCAGAUUGGAAACGUCGUUACCAUCCAGACGGCCUCGGUCCAAGAACAGCUGCAGAGAAUCCAGCAGCUCAGAGAGCAGCAGCAGCAGAAGAAGAGGCAGGCGGCAGACGCCAAGAGGGAGCUCGCCCUCAAUGCGGCCAACCAGAGCGACAUCAUACAGAAGCAGGUGGUUAUGAAACAAAACGCUGUGAUCGAGCAUCUGAAGCAGAAGAAGACCAUGACACCUGCAGAAAGAGAAGAAAAUCAGAGGAUGAUUGUUUGCAACCAGGUGAUGAAGUUCAUUCUGGACCGGAUAGACAAAGAUGAAAGACAGGCAGCUAAGAGGAAAAAGAAGGAAGAGGUUGUGGAGGCCAAGAGGAGGAUGGCUAAUGCUAGCAAGCUUUCCGCGCUCCUUUACCGACACAAGGAGAGCCUCAAGAUGGAGAUACUGAAAAAACGAGCGCUUCUCGACAAGGAGCUGCAGCUGGAGGCUCAGGAGGAGCUAAAGAGGGAUCUGCUGCGGAUUCGGAGAGAGAAGGAAAAGGAAAAGGCUCAGGCUGCGGCCCAACAGGCGGCCCAGGCUGCCGCAGCAGCCGCCGCCCACAGUCAAAAGCAGCAAGCUGCGGUUCACAAACACGGCGUCUCCUCCCAGCAUCACCUCGCCACCGCCGUCGCCUCAGCGCACAAGAGGAAACGGGAGGAAGAGAGGGAGAUGGUGUCGGCGGCAAAGUCCAAGAAGAAGAAAAUGAUCUCGACGACAAGCACAAAGGAGAGCAAGAAGGAUACAAAGCUCUACUGCAUCUGCAAGACGCCCUACGAUGAGACCAAGUUUUAUAUCGGCUGCGACCUUUGCACCAACUGGUAUCACGGUGACUGUGUGGGCAUCACGGAGAAGGAAGCCAAAAAGAUGGACGACUACAUCUGUGUGGAGUGUAAGCGGGGCCAAGAGAGCAGCACGGAGGAGCUGUACUGCAUCUGCCAGACGCCUUACGAUGAGUCCCAGUUCUAUAUCGGCUGCGACCGAUGUCAGAACUGGUACCACGGUCGUUGUGUGGGCAUCCUGCAGAGCGAGGCGAACCACAUCGACGAGUAUGUGUGUCCGCAGUGUCAGUCCACCGAGGACGCCAUGACGGUCUUCACCCCGCUUACCGACAAGGACUAUGAAGGCCUGCGACGGAUACUGCGCUCUUUACAGGCACAUAAAAUGGCUUGGCCCUUCCUGGAACCAGUAGAUACUAAUGACGCCCCUGACUAUUACAAGGUCAUCAAGGAACCAAUGGACCUGUCCACCAUGGAGGAGAGGUUACACAAGCGGGAGUACGUCAAGCUGACCGAGUUCGUAGCAGACAUGACCAAAAUCUUCGACAACUGCCGGUACUACAACCCCAGCGACUCGCCGUUUUACCAGUGUGCCGAGGUUCUGGAGAACUUCUUCGUCCAGAAGCUCAAAGGCUUCAAAGCCAGCAGGUCACAUAACAACAAGCUACAGUCAGCCUCAUCUUAGCUUCUGCUUAAAAUCCCAGUGUCAAAAGUCGCAUCUCUGAUUGGUUAGGACGUGUUGUCAGCGGACCCCUCCCCCGCCUAUCGCUGUCGCCCCGGCCCCGCCGUCCACCACCUGACGCCGUUUCAUACAUCCACACCAGUCAUUCCCUCCAGCGAACGAGAAGGAAGAUGGGAACGAAGGAGACGAGAUGACGGGUGAAAUUAAGAUAAUUGGAUGUGGAAUGGCCGCCUAACCUCACAGAUUCCUUCUGGAUGAUUCAGCUUUACGUGCUGAAAGUCGGUCGGAUGGGUUCACGGUGUCGGAUCGCGUUUAACAGAGCCUAGCAAAAGCAUUCCUACCCCCCUUUUUGAGUGUUUGGUCACAUCUACAGACUUCAGUCUUUUCUGUUGGGAUUUCACGCGACAGACCAACAUGGGGAAGGAAGCACAUCGUCGUGGUGGGAAACCAAACUGUUGAGAGAGUCAUUCACACGCCUUGUAGGUUUGGGUUUAAAACGAUCGUUUCAUUUUGCAAACAUGUUUAUUUUGGCUGGAAGUAAUUUACCAAAGACCUUCAGACGUACAAAAACCUGGUCAGCAAUUAUAAUAAGUGUCUUCAUUUUUAAUCCCAUUAAAAUGAGCUCCACUGGUAACUGGGAAGAUUAUGAAAAGGUGAACAAAAACCAAAUUUUAAUAUUUUUUUCUAUGAUUUACAUUCUCAAAUAUGCUGGUUGUAUUUCCUUUACGUUUUUCUACAAAUUUUCAGUUGGCUUUAGGUCUGGACUUUGACUAGGCUAUUCUAGCACAUGUAGCUGUGUGUUAAGAGUUCUUGUUCUACCUCAAGGUGAACCUUAACACUCUAAAGUUUUCUGCAGUUAUUUUUUAACUUGGCUGUCCCUGCUAAAGAAAGCCAUAAAGAACACAGCAUAAUGGUGCCACCACUGUGUGUUAUCAUAGGGAUGGUAGGACCAGGCAAUGGAUUUUAUCAAUAAACUAAAAGUUUUUGUUUUUGUAGAUUCAAUUUUGGGAUUUUGUUUGUUUUGUUUUUUUUAAUUCCAACUAUUCACUCCUUGAGUUUCCAGUGAUGUAAGCCCAUACAAGAACUACAAUCUCUUUGUACAAGUCUGCUUUACAGAUUCUAUUUACUUGGACUUUGAAUUGAAAUCAUCUAACAAAUUGAAUGAUAGAAAAUAUCUUUAUGAAAACUUUUUUAUUUCAGUCAUCUGUAAAAGAAAAUGUUAACCCACCUUCAGCUUUAAGAUAUGGGGUCAUUUACUCUGUCCAGCGGGGUCGCGCUGUGUAGUUUCGGGAACUGACGGUCUGACGGGACAAUCCGCCCAGCUUCAUGCUAUCUGACUGUGACGUUUGCUGCGCUCAUCCUGAGCGCUGCGUCAAGAUCACGAGAGGGAACAAAUUUGAUCAAAAUUGAGUUUGGUAUUAAAAAGAAAAAAUAGAUUUAAUUUUUAGUCCACAUCGCCGAGCCCUAGGUUAGGGUAUGUGCAGAGUUAUUUUGUUCUUUUUCUCUACACAUAGUGUUUCAUGAACUAUUAGCAGUUGAGAGGUCCAAAGUAAGUUGGGGGUGGGGGGGAAAAAACUAAAACUGGGGCAUGACAAUUAUCAAGUUGGUCUGUUCAAAGAAAUCCAGAUAAAACGCACUGAGGUUUGGUUUUGUGAUGUAGCAAAAGCUGAAAAAGGGAGUAUAAAUACUGUUGCAAGGCAUUGCGUAGUUGUUAAACUACUCAAUAAUUAUGCUCUGUUAUUUCUUCAAGUGUUUUAGUUUGACCUUGGCACAGGUGUGCAGGUUUGCAUCGAGCAUGAACCCGAUGCAAAUGUUUGACAGCGCAGCCCCCAUCAGAGCAGUCUGAUAGACGAAGUGUGUGUUUGUCAGAAGGCUGAAAUGCUUUCAUGUUACUGUCCAGAGGGAAACGACACCGGACAGAUCAUCCCACCCACCUCAUCCGGCCUCUUUUUUCUUUUCUUUUCUUUUUUUUUUUUUUUUUUUUGACCUUUUUUCCAUAUGCGAUGCUCUGAAAUGCAAGUCAAAAACUGUCUGUGUUUGAAAGGAGGAGGCCAUUUAGAGAAAAUGAAUUGUGUGAAAGGCUGAGAGUACUGUAGCUCCCUCCAUUAUGAGUCUCAACAAAUCUGUGUGUCUGAAGCUGACAGGUUGGCUCGCAUGCAUCUCUCAACUCGCUCUCUUUCUCUGUGUGUGUGUGUCUGGUUAUGUGUGUGUGUGUCUGGUUAAAGUAAUUGGAUAAUGAACUUCCCCACUCAGCAUCAGCUCAGUUAUGUCGCGGUCUGCGGCAGCGUGACUGGGAGUCAAACCUCAAACAACGACCGACUGGAGUCUUUGUAUGAAAAUUUUAUAGCUGCGUUUUUUCAAGCAUAUCUGGGAACUUUUUUUUUUGUGUGUGUGUGUGAGAUUUGUCCGUUUUCUGUUUUUUGUGUGUGUUUUGUCCGUUUUCUGGGGGGUUUUUUAAAGAGAAGAAAGUUGUGCAGCGGUGAUGUCUUUCGAUUUAGAUGUGUCAAAGAACGAUGGAAACUAUUUUUCUCUCUGUUUUGUUUUUCUUCAGCAUUUUUUAUGUGUGGAAGCAGAGUUGAGAGAUGAUGUAGCUUCUGUCUCCUUUUUUGUCUUUCAACCGAAUGUUUGUUACUUUGUUAUAAGAUGAUGAUGUGCUUUAUUUUCUGUUUGUAAUCGCUAUUGUAUAUUAUUGCUGUCUAAAUAUGUAGAGAGAGAAGAUUUUUAGAGCAGUACAACUUUUAUUUUUGACUAUUUGAACCAGCAACCAAGUCCUCCUGUAAAUUUAAACUACUUUUUUUCCCUCUUUUAUUUGUAGUGGACUCUGUUCUUAAGGUGAAAUUGCCCUUUAUAUAAGAAGUGCUGCACAUUGUGAGCAUAUCGGUUCUGAUCCAGUCGAGUGGCACGAUGACUUGUACAGAUUUUUCUUUCUCUUCUUUUUUGUAAAACAAAAAGUCGGCAUAACUUCUAUAUUGACGUUGCAUUUCUUGUUUUAUUUAUUCAGACUGACGGAAAAGUUAUCCAUUUUUUUAAAAACAACAAAAAAAAAGGAGUAUCUUGAGGAAACGUAACUGCAGAUAAAAAGCACUCUAUGUUUUUAACAGACUGGCCACUCUGAAAAAACUCUCUUUUGUACUUGAUAGGACAUUUCAUCCUGAAUAAUAAUAAAAGUCAACUUUUUUUGA